UUGGAUCCCCUGACCCGGUGACUGACCGAUGGACGGCAGCGGUAGGGUAGCCCGGCAGCUAUUCCCGACUCAGCAAAGAAUUCCGUGUAAAAGUAUACCGUGCGUUUUAAGAGACGAUCACUGGACUGGCCCAUCGGGCUUUCCUAAACGCUAGCCGGCGGAAACGAGCGAGUUUCCUGCCCCGACAAUGUGAGCUGAUCGAUGACAUAUAGGCAAGGACUAACAGCAGAUCAGCUCACGUUGAAUAACGACGAGGAGCGCAGCUCAUGCGCGUUCUCGUAGUGCGCAGCCCGCUGAGUUGGUGCGACCUGGCGGCUGACGCGCCCCUCACUGACCCCCCGCCCGCCUCCACAGGGUGACGGUGACCAUCAGCCGGGAGCACCAGAUGCCCUUUAAAGGCUUCUUCGUUCAGGCGCGCCGCGCAAGCGGGACAGACUCACUGCCGGCGCUGGGCAGCUUCACAGCUGUCCCCGAGUACAAGCUGACCAGUUGCGGCGAGUACAGCGACAACGGCAUCAGCCACCGGGACAGCGCCGACAAGCACUCGGUGUCAGUAGAGUGGGUGGCGCCCGCUGACCUGGCCGAGGACGUCGUGUUCCGCGUCACGCUGGUACAGAGCCGUACCAUCUUCUGGGUCGGGCACGACUCGGCUCGACUGCGUUUGAAGCGCGACGACGAGGGUCUUCGCAGCCGGGCGCCGAGGCCCGGUCUGUGGGUGCUCGCUGCUGAGGUGGUUGUCACCGCCCUGCUGUACCGCCUCGCCCGCUAG
Messenger RNA from Pollicipes pollicipes, 769 nucleotides. RefSeq names its product putative defense protein 3. The record is from RefSeq and is a predicted model, not a curated record. NCBI's taxonomy places the organism in Eukaryota, Metazoa, Arthropoda, Thecostraca, Pollicipedomorpha, Pollicipedidae. The coding region runs from base 386 to 769 and encodes 127 amino acids. Gene Ontology annotation, cellular component: membrane. The transcript is spliced from 3 exons.